Messenger RNA from Miscanthus lutarioriparius, 822 nucleotides. The record is from the annotation of a GenBank genome assembly. NCBI's taxonomy places the organism in Eukaryota, Viridiplantae, Streptophyta, Magnoliopsida, Poales, Poaceae.
AUGGCGGGGAACCUGCACCUCCCCGUGGUGGACCUGGCGUCGCUGGACCUCCGCGCCGCCGCUGAAUCCAUCCGACAGGUGACUUCACUCGACCCCCCAGACUAUCGAAACAGAACACCCCGGAAGAGAUUGCGAGCUUAUUUGAUGGUUGGGCAGGCGUGCGUGGAGCACGGGUUCUUCUACGUGACCAACCACGGAGUGGACCGCGGCCUGCUCGAGGCGGUGUUCGCGCAGAGCAAGGGGUUCUUCGACCUGCGGAUGGAGGAGAAGAUGGCGCUGCUGAGGCGCGCCAACCAUCGGGGGUACACGCCGCCCUACGCCGAGAAGCUCGACGCCUCUUCCCAGUUCGUAGGAGACCUCAAGGAGAGUUUCUACAUUGGGCCUAUUGAUGAUGGCGAUAUGCAUAACGAUAUAAACCAAUGGCCUUCUGAAGAGCGCUUGCCAUCUUGGAAGGAGACAAUGAAGCUAUACAUUGCAGCUGUUCUGGAUACUGGCACACGGAUACUCUCUCUAAUUGCUUUGGGUUUGGAUUUGGAUGCUGAUUUCUUUCAUAAAAUUGGUGCAUUGAACUGCCCGUCAACAUUUCUUUGGUUAUUGCAUUACCCAGGUGAAGUAAAUGAGUCUGAUAGUAGAAACUAUGGUGCAUCAGCUCACUCGGACUAUGGUGUGAUAACCCUUUUAGUGACAGAUGACACUCCUGGCCUGCAGCCUUAUAUUAUGGUUCCUUACGCUAUUAGUGUACAGAUAUGCAGGGAGAAGGAUAGGAAUCCCCAGCUAUGGGAAGAUGUUCAUCACAUUGAUGGGUAUAUGAUCCUUUCUUAA